Pleurotus ostreatus (oyster mushroom) is the source of this 414-nucleotide messenger RNA. RefSeq names its product histone H3.1. Bases 1 to 414 code for a protein of 137 amino acids. The transcript has 6 exons. NCBI's taxonomy places the organism in Eukaryota, Fungi, Basidiomycota, Agaricomycetes, Agaricales, Pleurotaceae. Gene Ontology annotation, cellular component: nucleosome. Gene Ontology annotation, molecular function: DNA binding; protein heterodimerization activity; structural constituent of chromatin. The record is from RefSeq and is a predicted model, not a curated record.
AUGGCCAGAACCAAGCAAACCGCUCGCAAGUCUACGGGAGGAAAGGCUCCCCGUAAGCAACUCGCAACUAAGGCUGCCAGGAAGACUGCCGCAACCGCCACUGGUGGUGUCAAGAAGCCCCAUAGAUUCCGCCCCGGAACCGUCGCUCUUCGUGAGAUCAGGAGGUACCAGAAGUCGACCGAGCUCCUUAUCAGGAAGCUCCCCUUCCAGCGUCUCGUCCGAGAAAUCGCUCAGGAUUUCAAGACCGAUUUGCGCUUCCAAUCCUCUGCUGUUAUGGCUCUCCAGGAGGCCGCUGAGGCUUACCUCGUCUCCUUGUUCGAAGACACUAACUUGGCCGCUAUCCAUGCCAAGCGUGUCACCAUCCAGCCCAAGGAUCUCGCCUUAGCUCGGCGUCUCCGUGGCGAGAGGUCUUAA